UCCCACCGCCUCCUGCCCCUCCCGGAGUCGAAAUUUCCUGGGGAUUAUGUUUCGGAAAGGAACCCGGCGAGGAAAUACAUGCACUCGCUGAGAAUCGCCCGCGCCAGGGCGCAACGCCACCAGGUGUAGGGAGUGUGUGGCGUGGGGCGAGAGGGGACCCAGGACUCCCCGUGGCUCGGAGCGCCCGGCCGUAGGCUCUUCAUUCCUGCCCUCGGGGCAGAGGGAGUGAUCCGGCCCCCACUCCCCGCCCCGACCAUGGUAGUGUUCAAUGGCCUUCUUAAGAUCAAAAUCUGCGAGGCCGUGAGCUUGAAGCCCACAGCCUGGUCGCUGCGCCAUGCGGUGGGACCCAGGCCGCAGACUUUUCUUCUCGACCCCUACAUCGCCCUCAACGUGGACGACUCGCGCAUCGGCCAAACGGCCACCAAGCAGAAGACCAACAGUCCGGCCUGGCACGACGAGUUCGUCACCGAUGUGUGCAACGGACGCAAGAUCGAGCUGGCCGUCUUUCACGAUGCCCCCAUCGGCUACGACGACUUCGUGGCCAAUUGCACUAUCCAGUUCGAGGAGCUGCUGCAGAACGGGAGCCGCCACUUCGAGGACUGGGAGAGCCCCGAGCCACUGGUGCUGAAGGUUGGCCGAAGACCAGCCUCCUUCCGCAGGCGCGUGGUGGGCUGGCUGUGUGUGACUGUGUGUGGGUGGGUCCCUCCGUCCUUGGAGAGGCACGUGGAGCCUCACACUGAAGGCUUCUUGCACGUCCUGGCUUUGUCCUGCGUAGCCCAGUGA
Messenger RNA from Galeopterus variegatus (Sunda flying lemur), 783 nucleotides. Its product is annotated as protein kinase C epsilon type-like. The transcript is spliced from 3 exons. The record is from RefSeq and is a predicted model, not a curated record. Lineage: Eukaryota; Metazoa; Chordata; Mammalia; Dermoptera; Cynocephalidae. The coding region runs from base 256 to 783 and encodes 175 amino acids.